CGAGUCGCUUCACCGCAGCUCCAAGGCAACCUUGGCCGCCUCUCAAUGACGUCAACGAAGGAACAACAACAAUAACAACAACGAAAUCAGCUGCGGCUUUGUCAGGGGGCUGCAAACGAGCUGUAUGCGUUAAUUACCUAUGGCGAAUCGGCACAGACCUGAAGGCGAAGAUGCUGCGGAGGCGAGCCUGGAGGGCAGACGUGCAAAGGCAAGUUGCGCGCAAACAGCGGGGACAGCUGAGGCGAUGGCCGGCCGAAGCAUCCAGCAGUCCGCUGGUGGCCGACAGCCCGGAGGUACAAGUCUGCUCAGUCGCAUCGCAGACCUGAUUACCUGGAAGAGACCGCUGUAUAGCACGGUGCUGUUCAUCGCCACUAAUUCAAUCUUUUGGUUUGUGGCGCUUGGCUCCUGGAGGGUGUACUUCGUGCUGGCCGUGUGUUUGAUAGGCUUGGUGACAGUGCAGACAAUAAGGGAUAUAAUGGCCUUCAGAAACAGAGGGGCCCAUUUAUGGCACAGUAUGACUGAGAGCUGGGAGGUCAUUGACACCAGCCAAGAGAGUCGAGCAGGGGCCAACCAGUUCACAGACUCCUGGAUUAGCUGCAAGCUGUUCCUGCAGGAAAUGUCCUCCUUCAAGCAGCAGAAUCCUGGCAAGUUCUGCCUGCUGGUCUGCAGCCUCUGCACUUGUUUCGCCAUCCUGGGACGCUACAUUCCAGGAAUUAUAAUUUCGUACAUAGCAGUGCUGGGCGUCUUCCUCUGGCCACUGUUGUCUUCUCAUGAGUUCGGGGUGUGGGUGGAGCCAGUUCUGCAGAAGCUGGAUUUCGGAGUGUGCGACUUCCUUCAGAGAAUGCGAGAGAACCAUGAAAAAAGAAUUCUGCAAAGCCAAGAGGAAGGCAGUGAGACAGACCUAUCAUCACUUUUUCCCAAGCUGGAUUCAGCCGCUUGCAGAGAGCACUCAAUAUCAGACACCGAGGUCUCUGAGGUGACCUGGACAGAGAAUGGCACCUUCAGCCUGUCAGAGGGGCACACUCCCCAGACCGAGGACUCCGAAGAUCUGGAUCGCCACAGUGACCACGACGAGGUGUUCGCGGGCGGACUCCCUGAGUUCCCGUCGGUGGACAACGGCACCGGGACCAAUGGCGACGAUGACGAGCUGAGCUUCAGCCUGCCCGCCCCACCGCCGCCCCCGCCGCCCCCCGUCCCGCAGGAGGCUCCUGGGCCCCUGACGCUGGAGCUGGUCCACAGGAUGGCUGGGGAUGUGAUAGCGGCGGCAGUGACGGCGGCCAUCCAGGAGCAGAUAGAGGCCCACACCGCCCCCCCGCGGCCUGUGCCCCCCUCCAAACAGCCCCUGGACAUCACCGAGGACUCGGAGAGCGAGGCAGAGGACUUUGAGCUGCUGGACCAGUCGGAGCUGGAGCAGCUGGAAGGCGACCUGGGCCUGGAGAGAGCAGCCCGGGAGGCAGCGGCCAAGCCAAGCAAACCCUCCUUCUUCUCCAGACUGCUGGGGCGCCAUUGAUAAUGAGGCUGUGGGUGGAGCCCUGGAGCCAGGAGGGCCCCUAUACAAGGAGGACUGCGAGGGUCGACCAGGAGAGGUCAAGAGAAAAAACAAACACACAAACAAAUAAAAUGGUAUUCCUUACUUUGUUUCUAAUAGAGCUAAAUCAUCCCGAAAUAAACUGUCAACGUUUAGACGCAGGGUCAUCCUUUGGAUGGACAAGAAGGAGGGGCUGGUUUGGAUGAUGAUAGUGCGAGAACGUUCCAGAAGGAGGCCGUGACUUCCUGAGAGCUACCACCUGCUGAAACCUGUUGUACUAUACCCAUCUGUUAACAAGUAGCAUGACUUGGAAUAAUUUUACUGGUGUACCUGUCAGAGGGCUGAAUUGUGAGCUUCCUGUUUUACUGCCAAUGGUUAGGACCAGCUACACAUCUUGGCACGUUAGCUGACGUUGGCUGGUCCACUCAACUUCACCAUACCCACGCAAAGAGAGAGGAAAGGCCAAAACCCAGCAAGGCUGCCUUCUCUUCAGACAAAAUGACAGUUGAUGGACACUUAAACCGAGACAGCUCUGUUUGGACAUGUCUGUGAACACAGACUUGAUUCUUUGCAAGAUGUCAGCUCCAAAGUAACGUGUCCAUGUCCAGAAUGGAGUAGCCCACAAGAGAAUGGAUCACAAUUACACUCAGCAAGGCUGCAUUGUCAAAGAAUAUUCCACGCCUCCUUUUUCU
Messenger RNA from Megalops cyprinoides (Indo-Pacific tarpon), 2220 nucleotides. RefSeq names its product reticulophagy regulator 1 (gene retreg1). Gene Ontology annotation, biological process: reticulophagy; negative regulation of neuron apoptotic process. Lineage: Eukaryota; Metazoa; Chordata; Actinopteri; Elopiformes; Megalopidae. Gene Ontology annotation, cellular component: endoplasmic reticulum membrane. Bases 140 to 1510 code for a protein of 456 amino acids. The transcript is spliced from 9 exons. The record is from RefSeq and is a predicted model, not a curated record.